CGCAAAAAUCAAAUCAAGAACUCAGGGAAAGUGUGCAGGGCAGUCAAGUUCAGGCAGACAAAUAAUUUGCAGCAUAGCAGCGGGAGUUUCAUUCUAUAGAAAAUCAAAAUGUUGAAGCAAGCUACCAAACAAUUGGCCAUCCAAUCCAUGAGGAGUUUCUCCACUUCCAGACAGAACAACUACAAGGUUACUGUCUGUGGUGCCUCCGGUGGUAUUGGCCAACCAUUGUCAUUGCUUUUGAAGCAAAAUCCUUUGGUCACUUCCUUGUCGCUCUAUGACAUUGUUCAUACUCCCGGUGUGGCUGCUGAUUUGUCUCACAUUGAUACCAAGAGCAGCACUCAUGGUUACAUUGGUGCUGACCAGUUGGGUGAUGCCUUGAAGGGUGCUGAUGUUGUCGUCAUUCCCGCUGGUGUGCCACGCAAACCUGGCAUGACCCGUGAUGAUCUUUUCAAUGUAAAUGCCGGUAUUAUUAAGGACAUUGCCGCCACCGUUGCCAAGCAAUGCCCCAAGGCCAUGGUUGCCAUCAUCACCAACCCUGUCAACACUUGUGUACCAAUUGCCGCUGAAGUCUUGAAGAAGGCUGGUGUUUAUGAUCCCAAGCGUUUGUUCGGUGUGUCCACCUUGGAUGUUGUACGUGCCCGUGCCUUCAUUGGUGAAGCCUUGGGUGUUGAUCCCCAACAGGUCAACAUUCCCGUCAUUGGUGGUCAUUCCGGUGUAACGAUUAUGCCCAUUUUGUCUCAAUGCCAACCCACAUUCAAGGGCAGCGCCGAUACCAUUGACAAAUUGACCAAACGCAUCCAGGAGGCCGGUACCGAGGUUGUUAAGGCCAAGGCUGGCGCUGGUUCUGCCACAUUGUCCAUGGCCUAUGCCGGUGCCCGUUUUGCUGGCUCCCUGCUCAAGGGUUUGGAUGGCCAAAAGAACGUUGUCGAAUGCUCCUAUGUCCAAUCCACUGUCACAGAAGCUGCCUUCUUUGCCACCCCCUUGGUUUUGGGCAAGAACGGUAUUCAAGAAAACUUGGGCUUGCCCAAAUUGAACGAUUACGAGAAGAAACUCUUGGAAGCUGCCAUUCCUGAACUUAAGAAGAACAUUCAAAAGGGUGUUGAUUUUGCCAAUGCCUAAAUUUAGCAGCUACACCACACAUGCAUUGACAAGAACGCGUUUAUCUAUCCACCUCCCUCAUCUUUAUACCUAUGUCUAUUUGGCAGGAAAAGUGUAGACAUUAGAAUAAUUUAUAUAAUUUCUGUUAAAGAAAUAAUCAACAACAACAAAACAUUAUGGCAUAAUAAUACAUACAUACAUAUAUGAAAAUGUUUCCAAAGAUAUUAUCUCAAUAAUAGAAUAAUAUUCGAAAUAACUUAAAAUAAAAAACACAUAGAGAAAUUGAUCAUCUGGUAUUGAAAAGAUCUAUCGAAAUAGAA
Messenger RNA from Musca domestica (house fly), 1418 nucleotides. RefSeq names its product malate dehydrogenase, mitochondrial. Gene Ontology annotation, cellular component: cytoplasm; mitochondrion. The transcript has 4 exons. Gene Ontology annotation, biological process: tricarboxylic acid cycle; carboxylic acid metabolic process. Gene Ontology annotation, molecular function: L-malate dehydrogenase (NAD+) activity. Lineage: Eukaryota; Metazoa; Arthropoda; Insecta; Diptera; Muscidae. The record is from RefSeq and is a predicted model, not a curated record. The coding region runs from base 109 to 1119 and encodes 336 amino acids.